AUGCCUCCCGCUUUCACCCACCAGUUCAACAGUGACCUUUUCAAAGGUUCCACCACUGUCAACACUGGCUUGUUCAUCAACGGCAAAUUCGUAGACUCCGUCGAUGGAGCUACUCUCGACGUUUACGACCCCUCGACCGGCAAGGUCAUCACCAAAGUCGCAGCUGGAUCCGCCAAGGACGUAGACCUUGCCGUCCAGGCAGCAAAGACCGCGUUCAAGAACUCCUGGGGGUUGAAGGUCCCCGGUCAGGAGCGUUGUCGUCUCCUCAGCAAGCUGGCCGACCUCAUCGAGAAGAACGUUGACGAGCUCUCUGCUCUCGAGGCCCUGGAUGCUGGCAAACCAUUCCUCCAGGCCAAGACCAUGGACAUGGUUAGUGUCAUCGGCUCCAUCCGCUACUUUGCUGGGUGGGCCGAUAAGAACUCUGGAAAGACGAUCGAGACCACCGAAGCCAAAUUUGCCUACACCCGUCACGAGCCGAUCGGCGUUUGCGGACUGAUUGUCCCAUGGAACUUCCCAUUGAUGCUUGCUAGCUGGAAGAUAGGCCCGGCUCUCGCGACUGGUAACACCAUCGUCCUCAAGCCCGCUGAGGUCACUCCGCUUACCGCGCUUCGCCUGGCCGAGCUUGUCGCUGAGGCUGGAAUCCCCGCUGGAGUCUUCAACGUCGUCCCCGGUGUUGGUUCCGUCGCCGGCCAGGCCCUCACCGAACACAAGGAUGUUGGCAAGGUCUCCUUCACGGGCAGCACACUCAUUGGCCGCAAGAUCAUGGAGACUGCGGCGAAGACGAACUUGAAGCGCAUCACACUCGAGCUCGGCGGCAAGAGCGCGGGGAUCAUCUUCGACGAUGCGGACCUCGAGCAGGCGAUCAAAUGGGCCGCGGGCGGCAUCUUCGUGCACAGUGGUCAGGUCUGCGCCGCCAGCUCGCGCAUCUUCGUCCAGGAAGGCAUCUACGACAAGUUCGUCGAGAUCUUCAAGGGCGCGGCGCAGUCGUUCAAGCGCGGCGACAACUUUGACGCGAGCGUGAAUCAGGGACCUCUGGUCUCGCAGACGCAGCUUGAGCGCGUGCUGGCCUAUAUCGAAUCUGGCAAGCAGGAAGGCGCGAAGCUGGAGGUCGGCGGCGCAAGGACGGGUAGUGCGGGCUACUUUGUCGAGCCGACGAUAUUCACCAACGUCAAGCCGGAGAUGAAGAUUGUCCGUGAGGAGAUCUUCGGCCCUGUCGCCGUCAUCGUCAAGUUCAAGACCGAGGAAGAGGUUAUCGAGCUCGCGAAUGACACCGUCUACGGUCUAUCCUCCAGCAUCUUCACCCAGAACCUCAACUGUGCGCUCCGCGUCGCCCACUCGCUCGAGGCUGGUAGUGCAUACAUUAAUCAAGCAUCUAUUCCUGAUUUCGCGGUGGCCUUUGGCGGUGUCAAGCAAUCUGGCUUCGGAAAGGAUCUGGGAGAGUACGCUCUCGAAUCGUACACCCAAGUCAAGGCGGUUCAUAUCAACCUCGGCCUCAAGCUCUAACUGACGAAAUGUCUCUGUAUACCUGGGAGCCAAGCUUAAACGGAUGUAUAGUAGGGACACAAUAUAUAAGAUGAG
This is a messenger RNA of Phanerochaete carnosa HHB-10118-sp, 1578 nucleotides long. RefSeq lists its product as uncharacterized. The record is from RefSeq and is a predicted model, not a curated record. Bases 1 to 1503 code for a protein of 500 amino acids. The transcript is spliced from 6 exons. NCBI's taxonomy places the organism in Eukaryota, Fungi, Basidiomycota, Agaricomycetes, Polyporales, Phanerochaetaceae. Gene Ontology annotation, molecular function: aldehyde dehydrogenase (NAD+) activity.